CCGUCAUGUUUUGUGUACUAGAGUAUAGUGUCUGUUAAGUAAAAUCGACAGUUGUUCUGCUACUCCGGGACGUUAAUCCCCACAAAGACGCCAUGACUGCACGGAUACCGACCCUGUCAACCUUAUCGACCAUUAUGAUGAAUGGUAGUUUUACUGAGGACUCACAUGUCUUAAAUGGGACAGGGUGCAAGCAGAGCGAGGGAAAUGCGAUACAUGUAGUAGGUACUAUCUUGUCCUUGAUCAUUAUUGUGGAAAACGCACUCGUCCUGAUGGCCCUCACCAUGGAGAGACGAAGAUUCAAACUUAUUCUCUUUGUGUUCAUUAACAGUCUAGCUGCAAGCGACCUUUUAAGCGGAAUUGUUUUCCUAUACACCUUUCUCUUCAACGAUCUGCUCUCGCUCGAAUUUACAGCAAGUGCUCCGAGUUGGGUUUUUCGCAAAGCAUUUUUGAUCGCUUCCCUGCUUGUAUCACUCGGCAGUUUGCAGUUAAUAGCUCUUGAUCGUUUCGUAUCCGUAGCUUGGCCACUAGAGCACGAAAAGUUCAUUAGCAGACGAAGAGCUGUGAUUCUGGUGGUGCUUAACUGGGUACUAGGGGCUGCACUUAUCAUAGCACCGGUUGCUGGGUGGAACUGCGUACAACAUUGCGUCUGUGAAACUGCAACACUUGACGGCUCUCCAAAUUGUCCCCACCCAAGCUGCUCACGCGUUUUCCCACCAAUCACGAACGACUAUAUCAUCACGUGUGUGGUGAUAUUCUUUAUCGUCACAAUAGGCAUUGUCUUGUGCAACGCUGGCGUAUUCUGGAAAGUAAAGUCACACUUCGCGCGGAUGGCGGUUACACGGAAGUCAGCGAAAUCAAAGCGUGAAGAGAAGAAUCUAGCGGUUUUCAUGGUCCUAGUGUUCGUCGUGUUCAUUCUGUGCUGGAUGCCCUCUGUCAUUCUGCUUUGCAUCGAUUCCAGUAUGCCGAGCGUUCGAAUCUCAGACGAUCUAUUCGACAUCUGCUCCUUUCCAGCAUUGCUUAACUCGAUAAUUAACCCCUGGUUGUACGCAAUCAAACUCAAGUCUUGCAGGACCGUUCUUGUACAAUGGCUUUGUCGGUGCAUGAAGCAAGAAAAACGAGACAAAAUUUUCCAAAUUAACAACUCUGUGCCUUCUGUCGUAGCAACCAAUAACAGAGCUUAUUCCGUAAACAAACCGUGCAUAGUUGUUCAGUCCGACCCGUCGCCUAAACCAACUAACGUGGCGAUGAAAGCGGACGUCAGCGCUGCAAACCAUCGAAUGGAGUUAAAGCCGUUGCAGCCCAACGUCGGGGAAUUUCAAAAUGUGGAAUCGGUGCGUAGCAGUUACUGUAGCGAUAGUGGGUGAAGAGACUUUGGAAGACGAAAGCAGCGACAUAUAAGAACAUAUAGUAAGAGCGCAGUACACGAUGAAACACUGGUGCAGCACAAUAACGAAGAAACGACAAACAUAAAUGGCUUGAACUUUUUGCGGUAGAUAAAAUUGUCGCUUAAGGUGGCUGUACACAGUAUUGGGUAUGCGAAUUCGCUUGCUAAGUCGUAUGCAAACCCAUUCUCGAGUUCCGCAUGCGGCAGCGAAAUCCGGACAAAACGGACGAAUUUGAGAUACUGUGUACAGCCACCUUUAAACGGCCUAGGAACGCCGUUGUGCAUGCCACAACCUCACCGUAUAAUAGGCACAGUACGUUUAAGCAGUUUGUAACAUGUACGCAUGAAUUAUACUUAAUCAACUAAAAUUAACACCCAUUGAAGACAUUUAAUAAAUAAACCACCUUUAAACCAA
This is a messenger RNA of Ciona intestinalis (vase tunicate), 1799 nucleotides long. It is a transcript of the gene ciad70l24, whose product is annotated as cannabinoid receptor. The record is from RefSeq and is a predicted model, not a curated record. NCBI's taxonomy places the organism in Eukaryota, Metazoa, Chordata, Ascidiacea, Phlebobranchia, Cionidae. Gene Ontology annotation, biological process: G protein-coupled receptor signaling pathway. Gene Ontology annotation, cellular component: membrane. Gene Ontology annotation, molecular function: G protein-coupled receptor activity.